AUGGCUGAGUCACUAGAACAUCUGGUUGUAGAUGGCAACGAGGUGUUAGAAAUAAAAUUAGUUAGGUCUGCAGAUGAUAUAGAAGAUGAUGAGACAACAUUCGGUCCUGAGAUGUGUCAUCAAGUUUUUGGCGAAAACGAGAAUAUUUUUGGUUACACAGAUUUACAAAUCAAACUAUAUUAUAGUGCGGCCAGUCUUCAGACGUAUCUCGGCAUCUCAUAUACUGAUAAGAUAGACCCCAAAAAAACAGGUGGUUUGAAGGCAGAUGAUAUUGAGGAAGCAUUGAAAAAAGUAUUGGCACCGGGAUAUGUUACUAAUUUAGAUGUGUUUGUUUCAAUGUUAGAAAAAGAUAAAAGUUUCACACCACAUGGCAAGCUCAUCCAUACGUUUUCAACAAUACCUUGCGACAGUAGUGAAUCUAGAACAUUUGAAGUUUACUAUUCAGAGGUAACUACCCCCGGUUUCCUGUCUUUUCAUGAACGAAUACAAACAUUCUUAUUGUGGUAUGUCGAUGCCGCUUCCUUCAUUAAUGUGGAUGAUGACCAAUGGACAUUCUUUACUGUUUUUGAAAAGUAUCGCAAUAGUGUAGGUGAAUAUCGUUACUCAGUGGCUGCCUAUGCUACAGUAUUCAGAUAUUAUGCCUAUCCUAACAACGUUAGACCGAGGGUGUCACAAGUGCUCACAUUGCCCCCGUUCCGCAAGAUGGGAAUAUGCGCUAAUUUACUACAGGCCAUCUAUUCUCAUUUCAUAGUGCAGCCAGAGGUAGUUGACAUAACAGUUGAAGAUCCAUCGGAAAGUUUUCAAAGAAUAAGAGAUUUUGUUGAUGUUAAGAAUUGUGAAUCAUUACCAGCAUUCCAACCUAUGAAACUUUUACAAGGCUUUUCUCCAGAAAUGAUAAAUCAGGCUCGUAGCAAGUUUAAGAUUAAUAAGAAACAGGCUCGGAGAGUGUAUGAGAUACUCCGUUUGAAGAACACUAACACAUCAGAUAAGGCAGCUUACCUAACUUAUAGACUGGAUGUUAAGAAUAGGUUGAAUGCACCUUUUCAGAAAAAGAAGCUUGAAUUGAAAAAACUACAAAAGGUUUUGAAACCAGAGGAGUUUAUAGCUUCAGUGAAUGCUAGCGGGGCCGCGGAAACUCACGCAAGGCUAGCGGCACAUUACCGAGCGUUAGAAGAUGAAUACCGCGCUGUACUACACAGAAUAGAAAUACAGUGA
Molecule: messenger RNA, 1215 nt
Organism: Danaus chrysippus (African queen)
Lineage: Eukaryota; Metazoa; Arthropoda; Insecta; Lepidoptera; Nymphalidae
Source: the annotation of a GenBank genome assembly